CGCACGGACGCGCGGCCUCGGGGCCCCGGGGACGGCCUGCGUGUCCCGGGCUCGGCGGCCCGGCCUGGGGUCUCGGUCCAGCAGCUGGACAUGGAGAACCAACGGUCAUCACCUCUGUCAUUCCCCAAUGUUCCCCAAGAAGAACCCCUGCGGCAGGCUCCUGCUGGCCUCCCCCGAGAAACUCUGUUCCAGUCCCGCGUUCUUCCCCCCAAAGAAACCCCAUCUUUGUCUCCCGCUGUUCCCCGGCAAGGCUCCCUACCCCAGACUGCUGGUGUCCCCAAGCAAGAGACUUCUGGCCGGAUGCCACGUGUUCUCCAGAAGGGACCUGCACUCCUGUGUCCUGCCACCUCUGAGCAGGAGACUCACCUCCAGGGCACCCUGGCUUCCCAGGAGGAGACCCAGUAUCCUCCCCCAGCUGCUGCUGAUCAAGACGUCUCCCUUCUGUCCCACCCCACCCACCAUCAAGAAGCCCCUCUCCCCUCCCCUGAAGUUCCUGAGAAAGACCGCCUGACCCUGUCCCCCACCGUUCCAGAGACCGACCUGGACCCUCUGCUCCAGAGCCCAGUUUCCCAAAAGGACACCCCCUUCCAGAUCUCGUCUGCAGCCCAGAAGGAACAGCCGCUGCCCACGGCGGAGAUCACCCGCUUGGCCGUGUGGGCUGCCGUCCAGGCGGUGGAGAGGAAACUGGAGGCCCAGGCCAUGCGGCUGCUGACGCUGGAGGGCAGGACAGGGACGAAUGAAAAGAAGAUAGCCGACUGCGAGAAGACGGCCGUGGAGUUCGCCAACCAUCUGGAGAGCAAGUGGGUCGUCCUGGGCACCCUGCUGCAGGAGUACGGGCUGCUGCAGCGGCGCCUGGAAAACAUGGAGAACCUGCUCAAAAACAGAAAUUUCUGGAUCCUGCGGCUGCCUCCCGGCAGCAAUGGAGAAGUUCCCAAGGUCCCCGUGACAUUCGAUGACGUCGCCGUCCAUUUCUCGGAGCAGGAGUGGGGAAACCUGUCUGAGUGGCAGAAGGAGCUCUACAAGAACGUGAUGAGGGGCAACUAUGAGUCUCUGGUUUCCAUGGACUAUGCAAUAUCCAAACCAGACCUCAUGUCACAGAUGGAGCGCGGGGAGAGGCCGGCCAUGCAGGAGCAGGAGGACUCGGAGGAAGGCGAGACGCCUACGGACCCCAGUACUGCCCACGACGGCAUCGUGAUUAAGAUCGAGGUGCAGACCAACGACGAGGGCUCCGAGAGCCUGGAGACUCCUGAGCCCCUGAUGGGACAGGUGGAAGAACACGGCUUUCAGGACUCGGAGCUGGGCGACACCUGUGGAGAGCAGCCAGACCUGGACAUGCAGGAGCAGGAGAACGCGCUCGAGGAGUCUCCGGACGGCUCGGGCGAAUUCAGCGAGCUCAAGCAGAUGCUGGUGCAGCAGAGAAACUGCACAGAGGGCAUCGUGAUCAAGACGGAGGAGCAGGAUGAGGAGGAGGAGGACGACGACGACGACGAGCUGCCGCAGCACCUCCAGGCCCUCGGGCAGCUGUCGGGAAGGUACGACGCCAGCAUCUACCAGACCCCGCUGCCCGGCGAGAUGUCCCCGGAAGGCGAGGAGAGCCCCCCGCCCCUGCAGCUGGGCAACCCGGCCGUGAAGAGGCUGGCGCCGGCGGUGCGCGGCGAGCGGCACCUCGGGGAGGGCCGCGGCUCGGCCAGCCAGCAGCAGCGCAACCGGCGCGGCGAGCGGCCCUUCACCUGCAUGGAGUGCGGCAAGAGCUUCCGGCUGAAGAUCAACCUCAUCAUCCACCAGCGCAACCACAUCAAGGAGGGGCCCUACGAGUGCGCCGAGUGCGAGAUCAGCUUCCGGCACAAGCAGCAGCUCACGCUGCACCAGCGCAUCCACCGCGUGCGCAGCGGCUACGGCUCGCCCGAGCGCGGGCCCGCCUUCAACCCCAAGCACGCGCCGCUCAAGCCGCGCCCCAAGUCGCCCAGCUCCGGCAGCGGCGGCGGCGGCCCCAAGCCCUACAAGUGCCCCGAGUGCGACAGCAGCUUCAGCCACAAGUCGAGCCUGACCAAACACCAGAUCACGCACACGGGCGAGCGGCCCUACACGUGCCCGGAGUGCAAGAAGAGCUUCCGCCUGCACAUCAGCCUGGUGAUCCACCAGCGCGUGCACGCCGGCAAGCACGAGGUCUCCUUCAUCUGCAGCCUGUGCGGCAAGAGCUUCAGCCGCCCGUCGCACCUGCUGCGCCACCAGCGGACUCACACGGGCGAGCGGCCCUUCAAGUGCCCCGAGUGCGAGAAGAGCUUCAGCGAGAAGUCCAAGCUCACCAACCACUGCCGCGUGCACUCGCGCGAGCGGCCGCACGCCUGCCCCGAGUGCGGCAAGAGCUUCAUCCGCAAGCACCACCUGCUGGAGCACCGGCGCAUCCACACGGGCGAGCGGCCCUACCACUGCGCCGAGUGCGGCAAGCGCUUCACGCAGAAGCACCACCUGCUGGAGCACCAGCGCGCGCACACGGGCGAGCGGCCCUACCCCUGCACGCACUGCGCCAAGUGCUUCCGCUACAAGCAGUCGCUCAAGUACCACCUGCGGACCCACACGGGCGAGUGAGCGCGCGCCCCGCCCCGCCUCGGACAGCGCCCGGCGGGCGGGGGCGGGGCGCCCCGGAGCCCUUUUGCUGUGAGCCCCCCUCCCCUUUCGUCCCUUCUCCCCAGGAACUUGGGGGUAGUGAAACCAGGUCGCCCGCUGCCGCGUUUCCCCCGGGCCCGUGGUGGGUGGGGGGAGAGCGCGGGGGCGGGGGCCUGGGGAACCCCUUUCGGGCUGUUAAUUUCCUUGACAAUAAAAUGGAUGAAAUCAAUCAGCACGGGGGGAGUGAUUUGGCCGCCGGCCACUCGGAGGGGCGGUGCAGGGCCCGUUUAGCUGGGGAUAGAACUUUAUAAUUCCCUUUUGGAUACUGUGGUUCUAUUUGAUAAUAAUAAUAGAGUAAU
This is a messenger RNA of Lepus europaeus (European hare), 2966 nucleotides long. It is a transcript of the gene ZNF777, whose product is annotated as zinc finger protein 777. The coding region runs from base 91 to 2589 and encodes 832 amino acids. Gene Ontology annotation, molecular function: RNA polymerase II cis-regulatory region sequence-specific DNA binding; DNA-binding transcription factor activity. Gene Ontology annotation, biological process: regulation of transcription by RNA polymerase II. The transcript is spliced from 6 exons. NCBI's taxonomy places the organism in Eukaryota, Metazoa, Chordata, Mammalia, Lagomorpha, Leporidae. The record is from RefSeq and is a predicted model, not a curated record.